AUGGCUAUCGCGGAGAGCUGUGUUGACGCGGUGGUCAUGGAGAUGGUGGCGGUCUACUGUGGUGGCCUCUACGCCGCCAAGCCAGAGCUCGCCGCCCGCCGCAUCGAGGCCAUCGGCUUCCAGGUCGGGCACCAGCUCUCUGAGAGAUAUACCAUGGAGCGCCCUCGAUUUAGUGAUCAUCUUGAAGCAAUCAAAUUUAUCUGCAAAGACUUUUGGUCAGAGCUGUUCAAGAAACAGAUUGACAAUCUGAAAACAAAUCAUAGGGGUACCUUUGUCCUUCAAGAUAACCGUUUUCGGUGGCUUACUUGUGUUUCUCUAGAUCCAUAUACAGAGAACACAGAUUCAACUGAAAAUGAUUCUGCAGCAUUGGGUGAUACUGCAGCCCAAACAACUACCAUGCUUCUGUAUUUCCCAUGCGGAUUGAUAAGAGGUGCCUUGACCAACUUAGGAAUUCCGUGUUCUGUCUCUGCUGACAUGUCAAACCUUCCAGCAUAUUUGGUCUGUUCCAUGCCUGUUACCAUCAUUGACUCAUUGCCUAAGAGUGCAUCUCCUGUAUUGGUGCCCAUGGAGGCAUGGACAAUUAUUUUUGGGUACUAUAGAUCUGUACUACCCAGUACUCAUCUUAGCACAUUCUUUUGGUUUUGUGGAAGUACAAUACGUUCUGCUUUCAUGCUAUUCCUUGAUUAUUUCUAG
Messenger RNA from Miscanthus lutarioriparius, 693 nucleotides. The record is from the annotation of a GenBank genome assembly. Lineage: Eukaryota; Viridiplantae; Streptophyta; Magnoliopsida; Poales; Poaceae.